AUGGAGGCGAGAUCUGAUUCCGUGAUCGAGGAAGGGGAGAGCGAACCGAAGUGCUCGUGCCGUUGCUGUGCGUGCUGCGGUUCCAAGGUCAAAGGCUGGCUUCUCCUUUUCUUUGCGUUGCUGGCCGUGUUGUUCGCCGUGGGCGCCCUCGCCUCGCCCUGGUACUUUGUCUAUGACGAAACCGCCGACGCCACCGUCAACACCUACUACCAGUGGUCGGGGUUGUUGCGGGUCAGUAAGGGACACGAUGGCGCGCCGGACAGCACGACUACGCUCUCGUGGGGCGAUGUCAACAUGCCACAGACCCGCACGCUCUUCAUGACCACGCUGGUGCUCGCCGUCAUGUCGCUCUUUCUCGCCAUCGUUCUCACCGGCUGCGUGCUCUGCCUCAUCCUUCUUCCGGCCUACCGCCUCUCCCAUCGCUUCGUCCUGGCCGAGUCGGGCAUCAACAAGAGCAAAUGGAAGUGGACCUUCGGGCUCGCGGUCCUGCUCUGCUUCGUCGCGCUGCUCCUCUCCUUCACUCUCUUCGUGCAGCUCCCCGACUGCCUCGCCAAGGACUCGCCCGACCACUCUUGCUCCAGCAACGAGUGCGGGAGCUUCAUCGGCGGACAGAGGCAGAAGGGCGGCUAUCUACACAUCUACACCCCCUUCGUUGGCUGGGGCAGCGCGGUCGCCUCCUGCAUCUUUGUCGCCAUCGUGGGCACUCUGUUCCUGGCCCUCUUCGGGCGCAAGCGCAACGCAAGAGCGCCGGGCCUCGCGCUGGCCACCAUCAACGCGACCGAGCAUAGCCGGCGAGAGGCCACUCCUGACCCUGCCGACGACGACGCCGGAGAGCGACGCCCGCUGCUGGCAGGCGAGAAGGCCGAGAGGGCCAGACGAGCGGACAGCCCGGGCAGUCCCUCGAGAGACAACGGUGGUCUGCACCACCGCACCACCAGCAGCGCCAAGACGUCGCCCAAGGACAAGGCCGAAGACGCCACGAUCGACGACUGCGACUCGCCGCUCGCCUACCACAAACCGUGCCCGUCGUCGCCUUCCCUGGCUCGCAUGCAACCCCUCAUCACCCUCACCUCGCCCCGCCACACCCCGUCGCCGCUCGCCAACCUGGACUCUCGCUUCGCCGCAGCCGCAGCCCUGCCUACCGCCACACCGACUUUCGCCGACACGAAAGGGGAAACACCGCUGCUGGAGGAGCACGGCGAGGCUGAGGCCGAACGAAAUGGAGGCACGCAGGGCUCUGAAGGCGCUCGUGAAGCGAACAUCAGCAGCACGAGCACCACGCACGGAGACGCCGACACUGCUAGCGGCGAAGGCGCUAGCGAGGAGGCAAAGGAAACGAAGGGAGAAGGCGAGCGAACAGAGGACACGACGAAGGACGAUAAACGGAGAGAAGUGAGCGCAGCUGAAGCGACAGUGGAGGACGCUAUCGAGGAGAAGGAGUCAGGCGAGGCCGAACCGCAAGCAGUGGAAGGAGCAGGAGGAGAGACACAUGGCGAAACGAUGAAAGAGGAGAAGGCGGAGCAGAAGGAGAAGGCGGAAGGGGAGCAGGAGGAGGACCCCACGCCGAAGCCGGUCGCUAGGCGGGCGUUCGCCACCAUGCAGCGGAUGAGCUACAAGGACUACGCCAAGAAGAAGGCAGCGCCGCCCACGCCUGAGUCGGUGCUCGGUCCCUCGCGCGUGCGUGGGGUGCCGACCAACCGGAUGGCCCUCCGCAGUCGAGGCGCGCCGCUGUCAUCGGUCAAGGACCAGGCCCUCGCCACCUCGCCCUCGCGCAGCGCCACCAUGCCCGCCGCCACGCGGAGAUUGCCGACGACUGCCGCCCGGCCGCGUGCAGUUCUGGCCAGCGAGGACACGGAACGACCCACGACGCAACCAGAGCCCGAGGAGAGGGAGAAGGAGAAAGAGACCGAGGAAACAAAGGAAAGCGAGAAGGUAGACAAGAAGGAGGAGAAUGAAGAAGAAGAGUCGAAGCCCGCUGGAGAGCAGACGAACAGCAGCGACGACACUACGCACAGCGUCGCAGCAACGUCGUCCACAACAACUGUGACGGACUCGAACACCACCGAGGAGGACGAUGACCGUAGUGACUCGGCGAGUUGA
Molecule: messenger RNA, 2100 nt
Organism: Acanthamoeba castellanii str. Neff
Lineage: Eukaryota; Discosea; Longamoebia; Acanthamoebidae
Exons: 2
Coding region: 1-2100 (699 amino acids)
Source: RefSeq, a predicted model, not a curated record